UUCUGUUCCACCCUGGACCAUACUUGCAAGGUGUAAAAUCUUCUGAAUUAACUCCAGGGACUAAGUUUCAAGGAGUCCAAUUUUGGGGGAAGCAUCUCGGCUCACAGCAAGCUGUGCAACCUGCAUUCACUUUGGGUCCUUAGAUAAACGGUACAAAAUCUGAGGUAUUUUUACCAGAGACACUGCUUAAAGAUGUCAAGUCUGUGGAGAUAAAUAAGCAGCCAUUGCUUUAUGAUGCAAAUUCUGUGAAAAUAAUUUCAGCCUCUGAGCUAACGGACUUAAAAUAUGAGGUAUUUACACUAGAGCCAUGUUUUCAAAAAGCAAAAUCGGUGGAAUUAAAACCAGAGUCAUAUCCUCAAGGUAUGAAUUCUGAGGAGUUGCAUUCACACCUCAGGCAGCAUAGUGUGAGAUCUAUGCUAUUUGUAUCAGAGCCACAUUCUCAAGAGGUGAAAUCUGUGAAGUCAACUCUAUAGCCACAACCUCAAAGUGUAAAUUCUUUGACAUCAUGCUUUAGGUCACAAUGCUUUAAAUCUGUGGCCUUUGCACCAAAGCCAUGUUUUCAAUAUAAAAAACCUAUGGAGCUGACACCAGGGGCCCAACAGCAAGGUAUAAAUUAUCAAGAGUUGACUUCAGAAUGGCAAGAUGUGAAAUCAAUGGUGUUGGCACCAGAGCCAACUAGGAAGUUCUCAUCAGGACCAAUGUUGACCGGUGUCAUAUUUUCAAAUUUGUCUCCAGAAUCACAGCAACAAGGUGUGAAAUCUUUGAAGUUUACUCUAGAGCCAAAGUUGCAAAGUGUAAAACAUGUGAAAUUGUCUUCAGUGUCUCUGCAGCAACCAAAAGUUGUUCAAUCUGAGAAGGUGACCCCUGGACCACCAUUUCAAGUUGUAAAGUCUAUGACAGUGCCAAGGCCAGCCCAUCAAGUGGUGGAAUAUACUGAGUUGACUCCAAAACUGCAAGAUGUGAGACUUUCACACAAAGGAAAGCUAAAAUCAUACUCAAGCUUCCAAGAGUCCUACUUCCACAAUAGAUUUGCAGUCUGGGUCCUCCCAGUCCCCUGCUCCUAUACAAGUCUACAUCAGGCGAAGACAACGCAGCAGCCCUAACCUGGAAGAAAAGACAAUAAUUAGAGCAACUGGACACUAUGAAUCCAUUCGGGUUCACACCCUAUCAGAGAGUGAUUCUGAAAGCUCUCAGAAUGAGAAAUGGACUACAGUGAGAACCAAAAAGACCUCCGAUUCAAAAUAUCCAAUGAAGAGAAUGACCUAGGGACUU
Messenger RNA from Sapajus apella (tufted capuchin), 1272 nucleotides. RefSeq lists its product as uncharacterized. The transcript is spliced from 3 exons. Lineage: Eukaryota; Metazoa; Chordata; Mammalia; Primates; Cebidae. Bases 576 to 1103 code for a protein of 175 amino acids. The record is from RefSeq and is a predicted model, not a curated record.